CUUUUCCACAAUAAACUAUACCGCCUAGGAAAAAAAAAUUCAGAAUGUUGCUGCUACGAGUUUGCCCAGCCAUGACUCUUCACCUUCCUUAUUCCGUCGCUAGAUCAAAGCUUCCUGUAACAACCAAUCCUCAUCGUUUCUCCAAUCUCACUGUUCGCAGCUCUAACUUUCCACUCGAUUUGGAUCCUAAUGAGUCUCGCAAGUUAGUUGUGGCAGUGAAGGAGAAGCUUGAGAAAGAACACUAUAGCCUCCCUGUAGGAAAAAAUGGAAGGGAUGAUGAAGACAUGAUACUAUGGUUCCUUAAAGACCGCAAGUUCUCUGUUAACGAAGCUGUUAAGAAGUUGACUAAAGCCAUUAAAUGGCGUAAAGACUUUAAUGUGGCGGAGCUUACCGAAGAGGCAGUUAAAGAUGUUGCUCAAACUGGAAAGGCAUAUGUACAUGACUUUCUAGAUAUCUAUGGUAGACCUGUACUUAUGGUGGUUGCUUCAAAACAUUUUCCUGAAGCACAGGACCCCAAAGAUGAUGAAAGAUUGUGUGUUUUCUUGGUUGAGAAGGCAUUGAGUAAGCUUCCAACCGGGAAGGAGCAGAUGGUUGCAAUAGUUGAUCUCAGAGGUUUUGGAACAGAAAAUGCUGAUCUUAAAUAUUUGACAUUCUUGUUUGAUGUAUUCUAUUAUUACUAUCCCAAGAGAUUGGGUGAAGUACUAUUCGUGGAUGCUCCUUUUGUGUUUAAGCCAAUUUGGCAGAUAGCCAAACCCUUAUUAAAGUCCUAUGCUUCUCUGGUAAGAUUUUGCUCUGCAGAAGAGGUCAGGAAGGAAUAUUUUACUGAUAAAAAUUUGCCACCCAACUUCAGAGAUUAAAAGCCUUUUCCACAAAAGUUACUCCUG
Arachis ipaensis is the source of this 884-nucleotide messenger RNA. NCBI's taxonomy places the organism in Eukaryota, Viridiplantae, Streptophyta, Magnoliopsida, Fabales, Fabaceae. The record is from RefSeq and is a predicted model, not a curated record.